Messenger RNA from Capronia epimyces CBS 606.96, 1329 nucleotides. RefSeq lists its product as uncharacterized. NCBI's taxonomy places the organism in Eukaryota, Fungi, Ascomycota, Eurotiomycetes, Chaetothyriales, Herpotrichiellaceae. The record is from RefSeq and is a predicted model, not a curated record. The coding region runs from base 1 to 1329 and encodes 442 amino acids. The transcript has 3 exons.
AUGCCUUUCUUUUCUCGCGCAACCCUGGUCGGUGGUUGUCUUCUCGCCUUGACCACGCGAGCAUACGGCCAAUGGAAUGGUGAGGCACAGGCACCUGGCGUCGACUUGCGCAUUCGAGCCCAGGUCUGUACUACGAUCAUCGUCACCAGCACUGGUGAAUGGUCUUGGACUCCCGACGCACAAGCAACUGUUGAAGCGUGGGGUUCACUGCCGUCACACAACGCAAAAACCCAUUCUGGGUUCCCUGGCUUCCUUGGAGAGUCAUCCACAAUUUCCUCGAGCGUGAAGCACUCUUCUCACGCCCCCAGCGGUCCAACUUGGUCCCACAAGAUCGGGACCUCUGCACCCGCUCCAGCUGAGCAAAGCAGUCCUCCGGUUUCUUGGGAGGAAUGGGAGCAGAACAGCACACCGGUUUCGUCAGAGGGAUGGGAACAAAGCAGUGCCCCCGACACGUGGGCGGACUGGACGAGCUUCGGAGAGGCCAGUGCAGGCUACAAGGACCCCCUGGGGCAACACUACCAUAGCUGUCACGUCUCCUAUUACGACAACCAUAGUCACGAUUCCCAGCACUACCACAACUACGACCACCACAACCACUACUACCACAACUACUACGACCACCACUACCACUACUACCACUACUACUGCUACACCUACUACGACAACCACUACCACUCCUACAACGACAACUACUACGACACCAACAACUACUACUCCUACUACUACGACAACUACUACUACUACCACUACUCCAACAACGACCACAACUACGACAACUACUACUAUUCCUACAACCACCACUACUACGACAACGACCACAACUCCUACAACGACAACCACUACGACAACUACCACUACUCCAACAACGACCACAACUACCACAACGACUACUACGACGACCACUACGACGACCACUACCACUACCACCACAACCACAACCACAACCACAACUACAACCUCCCCCUCCGAGUUGUCGAGAUCAACGGUGUAGGAAGGCUAGACUUGGUCUCGUCCGAGGCCGAGGCCAUCACCUUGACCUUCAAUGACUAUUGCAACCUGGUUGACACUUCCACUGGAGAUGAAGCAUACGUCACCACAAUACCCGAGUUGACUGAAAUCUUCCUGUUUGCACCGAACACUGCCAACUACUCCCCUUUGGUUUGCAGCGUUACCGCCGCCAACACGCUCGACUGUGUCCAAGGCGUGCGCGACUUUGCCACCUGCCCGGCUGACGGAAACCCUCUGUUCUACGAAGACGGCACAACAGCGGGAUGUGCCGCCAUUACGCUCAGCCUGGUGUAUGUGUCAACUGAGUCGGUGCCCCGGUGA